UUGAAAAUUUAAAUAGAAAUACCCUUUUUACGUGGAUGCUGCUGGAACAAUGAGGUUCCGAUACCAGUACCCGACGAUGCCCCGCGAGGCGUACGGCCGCGUCGUGACCAAGGCCCCGCCGAACGUCGUGCGCACUCCGGACUACGAUGAGAUGUUUGGCAUGCUGAACGUGCCUCACACCUCUGGCAAGAUCCUCAGGUACCCUGGACCCUCGCGGCCUCGAGGCGGGCCCACCUUCAUGGUACCUCCUCAACGAGACAGAUUCGAAGCCCUGAAGAAGCUGAUCCGACAGGAGCACGUGCGUGAACUGCAGAGGAAGUACGAGACUGAACAGAAGCAGGAGCUCAAGGAGAUCACGGCUGGGCGCGGAGGUGACGACUAUGCGUACGGCAACUACGGCGAGCAGGAGCCCCGCGGGCUGCAGUCUCUUCAGGUGGAGUACCCGGCAGACGAGCCCAACGCCAGGCAGCAUAACAAGAAGCCCCAAGCUGGAAGCCGCCAAGUCUCCCAGUUCUCUCGCUAUUCUGACGUCAUGCUGCCGCCAGUCCGCCGCACCUUCUACCACCCCUACUAUGACUACAUUACCCCCGACUUCGUCCCCUACUACUGAACCCCUCUCAUCCCCUAGAGGAACCCUUCUGGAAUCAGGGACUCUCCCAAUCAACAAGAAAGCAUAUCGGUACCAUAUCCCCGCUUCUGCUUACGAGUCGUCGAGCCGCGAGCUUUUUUCUAUAACGGCAAUAUGUAUUUUUAUAUUUGUAAAACCAAUUUUUUCUAUGUAGAUAUUCGAUAUACCCCCUUGAAUUUUUCUAGUAUGUAAAUUAAUCUUUCUUGAGACAAUAAUCGUAUACAAUUCGAGCAAUUAUGACAUGAACUGUCAAUUCCAGAUAAAUGUUAACGAAUUUGACAAUAAAUUUGACAAAAUUGGACAAUAAAAUACGGUGUAUUACCAUUUGAUGUUUGUAGUGAUAAGGUGUAAAAUGAUUAUACCGUGGUAACGGGUUUUAGGAUUUAAAAUGGCGGUUUAUAAUCCGCUGUCAGCUUCUUUCUUCUGAAGUUUUCGACGUAAGCGCAAAUAUAUUUAAAAUUAAUAAUUCUCUGGGAUAGUUCUUUUAUAAAUCUCUGAGGUGUCGCCCUAGAACGAGCCCCAACCUUUCACUUCUUGUAGAUAUAUAAUUUAAGUGAUUAUUGUUAAGUUUAUUAAUAAAUGUCAUACGUAUAUAAUUUGUGUACUUAAUUUUAAUGCUAUUAUUAGAAAACUUUGGCACGAUAGAUAGAUGUUCUUGGUUAAAAAUAAAGUGUGGGAAUUACCGCCCUCUAUCGGGCGAUUGUCUACAACUGACGGGUGAAGUGACGUCAUAUGACCGUCUAUUAUCGUGCUGUGGUAUUUGGUUCCCUUUGAAGUAGUGUCAAAGUGACAAUAAUGUUUUUAACUGCAGUAAACUGUAGUUUUUCAUCGAUAUACAUAAUUAUCGUUGUGAUUAGCUGCUAAGUUACCAUUACUGACUGUUACUCUUAUUCCAACGGCCAACGGGACGGCUUAGUCGAUUUCGGCGGUGCAAGGUUUUUCGGGUCUCAAUCAAAAACAUAAAGUUGAGCUCGCACAACCGAAUUCCGACGGAAAAAUGCUUUAACUAUGUUUAAAUGUUUCACGUUUAUUGUAUUAGAAUAAUUAUUAAGCGUAAAAACGCAGCUUAUACUCAUAUUCUAUUGGAUUAUAGUCGUAGGUGUGAACACAGCCUAACUCGGGAAGACUUAGUGCUGCCACUAGGAAAAAAUCAAAAAAAUACCAUGAUAAAAACAGUUGAAUACGUAGCAAAGAAUAUCACAGAAUUUAAUAAAAAUAACAACUUAUAAUAAUAAUGUGUGUUAGCAUUAAUGUGGUGAUAAUCUUUUUAUCAGUUAAUGUGAUCAGAUUCUUCAAUUUUAAAUUACUUUUUCCAAAAGAUGACAAAAGUAAUAGAACAGAUUAAAAAGUGGCGUUGCACUGAAGGGAAGGUUGUUAUUCUAAGAAAGUUGUUACCUAUUUGUGUACUAUAUUUAUUAUUGUAACUAAUCAACUAUCGACUAAAUAUCGACAAGAUGGGUCGACAUAACCUCACAGACUAUGAAAUUUGGCUUUAAAAUUAUAUUACACAUUAUAUGGCUUUAAGCAAGUCAAUGAAUUCAGUAAACUUCUAUUUAUUAAAGGACGCGAGUCCCAUCCUAUAUGUUACGAUUAGCGAGAUAUCUAUACAUAUUUUUAUUUAUAUAUAAUUUUCUAACAAUAUUCUGUAGAAUUUACAAAUUAUUUUAUUGUCUUUUAAAGAUCACUAAACGUUAGGUAGUUAGUGGAUAUUACAUAAUACAUUUAGUAGUUUAUGAAAGCGUAUUGCAAUUAAAAUAGGUGUUUGAUUAUUGGAAUAUAAUAUGGAACAUGUCAUUAAGUGUAGUUUCAAUAUAACAUAUCUUUGUGUAACAGAGGAAAAGUAUUUAUCAUAUCGAUAACAUAUUAUGCGGAAAAUUAUUCGAUAAAAAACUAUCGAAUGAUUAGGUAAUCCGUAAAAAACUACUGUAUUGGUAUCAUUUUCAAAAGCUUGCAACACUGAAUUCCGUUUUCUGAAUUUAAAUUUAAAGUGCAUUCCAUAGUUUAUAGUGCAACUUUAACGUAUAAAAUAUUCAACUUAACAUUAACUUUAUUGAAUUGAUGUGAAGCGGCGGGAUCUUUGACAAUAAAUAAAUAAAUACGACAAUAAAUAAAUAAAUUCGACCUAUAUCUGUGUAGUGUGGUCGCGUCGCUAUAACCUAGGUAUACAAGUAACGUACCCAUAGUAGUUAAUGUUUUAAAAUGUAUAUUAAUUGGUGGUUUUUUUGAAAAUAAAGAUAGUUACCUACUCCUGAGCAGAA
This is a messenger RNA of Ostrinia nubilalis (European corn borer), 2886 nucleotides long. RefSeq lists its product as uncharacterized. The record is from RefSeq and is a predicted model, not a curated record. Bases 50 to 610 code for a protein of 186 amino acids. The transcript is spliced from 6 exons. Lineage: Eukaryota; Metazoa; Arthropoda; Insecta; Lepidoptera; Crambidae.